AUGUCUAGCGAACCAGCUAAGACUGUUGACCAAAUAAUUGCCAACGAAACAUUCUUUGGCGUUUACGGAACCUUUGAGGCAGCUAUUUCCGCUCUUGCUGAAACAAAACUCAACACAAAAGAAGCAACAUAUAUCCUUGAAGGUGCUAUGAAGCGUUACAAUCAACAACAAUGCUACGAAAUGUUCACCAAGAUGAAUGUCGAUUUCAGUGCAGAAUCUCCUGCCAAUUCAAAGCACUUUUUCGAAUUCCUUCAUUCAAUGAGCUCCGUUGUUCAGGCUAACUCAGUUGAUCCUCUUAUCAAUCACAUCCAAGGCCUCAACACAAAGUUAUUACAAGCCGAAGCAUCAAAUGAAGAUCUCAAGAAGCAAAUUGCUGCUCUUCAGACAAAGGUUCAUGCCUUAGAGACUGCUGCCAACCAGAAGGCAGAAGGUAUCAACCCAGCUGAAUACUUAGCUAAGCUUGAAGUUGUUCUUGCUCAAUCCGCCGAAUUCAAGAACGUCACAGCUGAAAAUGUUCAGCACUUGAACAGUUCUCUUUCCCAAUCCAUCAAGUACGGCAGAAGCUUCGCCCAAUACGAAGAGAUUGUUAAGAUUAUGGCUGCCAACGACUUCAAGGCUGCCUAUUCCUAUCUUAACAACCUUUCCAAGCGUGGUGAUGCCCAAUCCAUGGCUGCUGUCUGCAAACUCGGCCUCAGCGAAGUUGCAAACAACAAUAAUUUCACAGCUCUCUUAGGCGCAUGCCUCUCCGGCAAUGUCCGCCUUGUCAAGUCCCUCAUUGAAGGUGGCUGCAACAAGAAUGUCGUUGACAACUUCGGAAACAACGCAUUACUCAAUGCAGCUGGUAACGGCAAGACAGAAGUCAUCAGAUACCUCAUUACACAAGGAUUCGAUAAGAACUACAGAAAGGAAUCGAGUGGUUUCGAUUCAAUUCUACUUGCAUCUCAGGAAGGAUUUCUCGAAACUGUUCAAUUCUUAUCAUUGCUUGGCUGCGAUGUCAAUUCUAAGAACAAGGAUGGCGCAAACUGCGCUUACUUUGCUGCAAAGAAGGGACAUCUCGAAGUUCUCAAAUUCCUUCACCAGAAAGGUGCAGAUUUGAAGGUCAAGAACGUCAACGGAUGGUCAACAAUCAUCGAAGCUGCUGGCGCUAAUAGUGUUCCAGUCUUAGAAUUCCUUGUUUCCCAGGGAUGCAGCGUUGAUGACAAGGCAAACAACAAUACAACACCUCUCCACUACGCAGCUGAGAAGAGAAGUGUCCUCGCAGUCGAAUUCCUUAUCAAGAAUGGUGCUAAAGUUAACGAAAAGAAUAACGACGGUAAGACACCACUUGACAUCGCUAAGGAGAAGGCUGAGUCUGGUGAGAACUUCGCUAAGAUCCGUGACUUACUUACUGCUGCUGGAGCUCAAUAG
This is a messenger RNA of Trichomonas vaginalis G3, 1407 nucleotides long. Its product is annotated as spectrin binding. NCBI's taxonomy places the organism in Eukaryota, Parabasalia, Trichomonadida, Trichomonadidae. Gene Ontology annotation, molecular function: protein binding. Bases 1 to 1407 code for a protein of 468 amino acids. The transcript has a single exon. The record is from RefSeq and is a predicted model, not a curated record.